This is a messenger RNA of Sinocyclocheilus anshuiensis, 409 nucleotides long. Its product is annotated as galectin-8-like. Gene Ontology annotation, cellular component: cytoplasm. The record is from RefSeq and is a predicted model, not a curated record. The coding region runs from base 99 to 371 and encodes 90 amino acids. The transcript is spliced from 4 exons. NCBI's taxonomy places the organism in Eukaryota, Metazoa, Chordata, Actinopteri, Cypriniformes, Cyprinidae. Gene Ontology annotation, molecular function: carbohydrate binding.
GGCACAUCAGCUUAUUUCCUCACAGUUUCACUGUUAACCUGAGGUGUAGCCAAUCAAACAACAUUGCCCUGCACCUGAACUCGCACAUCAAAUCUGGCAUGCUUAUCAGGAACUCUCUUCUCUGCCAAUCAUGGGGCCCAGAAGAACGUGAACUGCAAUACUUUCCUUUUUCAGCUGGAAACUACUUUGAGAUGAUCAUCCUAUGUCAGCUUCCUCAGUUUAGGAUAGGAGUAAAUGGAUCCCACCUGCUGGAUUAUAGGCACAGAGUGCAGGACUUGAGCUCCAUUGAUCAGCUUGAAAUUCUGGGUGACGUGGAACUGCAAAAUGUUCAGUUGUGGAACCAGAAACCUAUAGUAAUCAGAAGAACUUGACUGACAUCAACAAGCGAAACAGCAGGAAGUUCUCCUUA